Molecule: messenger RNA, 1167 nt
Organism: Malus domestica (apple)
Lineage: Eukaryota; Viridiplantae; Streptophyta; Magnoliopsida; Rosales; Rosaceae
Product: late embryogenesis abundant protein D-34
Source: RefSeq, a predicted model, not a curated record
AGCCCCCCUCCCCCUUCUUCUCCAUGCUUUUCUCUACCCUCUUACCCAAAUAUCAAAUAUUUCACAAAAAAAUAAAAUUAAAAAACAUAAUUUUGAUCUGAAAAAUGAGCCAAGAACAGUCUCGGAGGCCUCAAGAUCAGAAGGAGGCAGUGAAAUAUGGGGACGUGUUUCCCGGCGUUCAAGGAGCCGAGCUGGCGGAGAAGGUGGUGACGCCCAAGGACGCUGCCAUUAUGCAGGCGGCGGAAAAUGCUGUGCUGGGGCAUACCCUCAAGGGUGGUGCUGCCUCAUUCAUGCAGUCUGCCGCCACGGAGAAUGAGAAGGCGGGUGUUGUGGGUUCAAGUGACGUGAAUGCGGAUGUUGUGGGAGACGGGGUUAGCGUUAAGGAGGCUGAUCUUCCGGGACGCCGUAUAAUAUCAGAGUCGAUCGGUGGACAGGCUGUGGGGCAAUACAGCCAGCGAGCUCCUUUGGCAGCACCAAACACUAUUCAACCAGUCGGUGGCUCUGCCGGUCAAAUCACCAUUGGUGAGGCCCUCGAGGCCACGGCUAUGACAGCCGGACAGAAGCCGGUGGAGUAUAGCGAUGCAGCCGCAAUUCAGGCGGCAGAGGUUAGAGCAACCGGCCGUACCAACAUAGUACCCGGUGGUGUGGCAGCAGCCGCUCAGUCGGCCGCAACCCUCAAUGCUCGGGCUACAAAGGACGAGGAGAAGACUAAACUGGCCGACAUUCUUGCGGAUGCAUCUUCAAAGUUACCGGCAGACAAACCGGCGACACGUCGAGAUGCUGAGGGAGUGACGGGAGCGGAAAUGCGAAACGAUCCAUUCCUGACUACGCACCCGACUGGAGUGGCGGCUUCGGUGGCGGCAGCUGCUAGGCUGAACGAGAAUAACAGCAACGAAAGGCUAAAAUAGUUUGCAUAUGUGAAUCUGGAAGUAUCAUCAGAUACGUAUAUCAGUAUAUGCAGGUUGCCCGGGUUGUGUUGUCACUUACAGUAGCCGCCAUAGCCGUGUUUUUCGAGUCUGAAAACGUUUGUUAUCUUCCAAACAGAUGUCCUCUUCCGUUGGGGGGUAUGAAUGUGGUGAAUAAAGGACCCAGAGUAUGUACCAAUAUUAAUGUACGAGAGUUUGUAUUUGUAGCUUACUUUUGCACUCGAGUUCUCGAGUUUGAUUC